Molecule: messenger RNA, 1732 nt
Organism: Chanos chanos (milkfish)
Lineage: Eukaryota; Metazoa; Chordata; Actinopteri; Gonorynchiformes; Chanidae
Gene: stk40
Product: serine/threonine kinase 40
Exons: 11
Coding region: 167-1474 (435 amino acids)
Biological process (GO): protein phosphorylation
Molecular function (GO): protein kinase activity; ATP binding
Source: RefSeq, a predicted model, not a curated record
GAUCGUAUAGCGUAACAGUGAAUUAUCCUGUGUCGUUUGAGCUUAUUGAAUUGUUUCGGAAGAAACUAUAAAUGCACACUUCCUUUUUGACGAAUUGUGGAGGAAUGGUCAUGUUGUUGUAGAAAACAUAGGAUUUUCUCGGCGGUUUUAGCUCGAGAUCUCCAGAAUGUCUAAGCGCCGUGCGUCGGAGAGGGGAGCUGGAGAGUCGUCUGGCAGGGCCAGCAAACUCUUGUGUCCGGGGAUAUCUGGGAACGCUAAGAGAGCCGGUCCAUUCGUCCUUGGGCCCCGAUUGGGCAACUCACCCGUACAGAGCAUAGUGCAAUGUCUCGCCAGGAAAGACGGCACAGACGACUUCUACCAGCUCAAAAUCCUGACUCUGGAGGAGCGCGUGGAUUCUGCUGGGGAGACCCAGGAGGAGAGACAAGGCAAAAUGCUUCUCCACACAGAAUACUCCCUUCUGUCCCUGCUCCACAACCAGGAUGGAGUGGUUCAUCACCAUGGCCUAUUCCAAGACCGAUCCUAUGAGAUCGUGGAGGACGUGGAGGCCAAUAAGGUUCGCAAGAUGAAAAAACGCAUCUGUCUGGUGCUCGACUGUUUGUGCGCGCACGACUUCAGCGACAAGACGGCCGACCUCAUAAACCUGCAGCACUACGUCAUCAAAGAGAAGAGGCUGAGUGAACGCGAGGCCAUCGUCAUCUUCUACGACGUGGUGCGAGUGGUCGAGGCCUUGCACAAGAAAAACAUUGUACAUCGAGACUUGAAGCUUGGAAACAUGGUGCUGAAUAAACGAACUCAUCGGAUCACCAUCACCAAUUUCUGCCUUGGCAAACACCUGGUGAGUGAAGAGGACCUUCUAAAGGACCAGAGGGGUAGCCCAGCCUACAUCAGUCCAGAUGUGCUAAGUGGUCGGCCGUACCGAGGCAAACCCAGCGACAUGUGGGCUCUGGGAGUGGUGCUUUUCACCAUGUUGUACGGCCAGUUUCCUUUCUACGACAGCAUACCUCAAGAGCUUUUCCGCAAAAUCAAAGCAGCUGAGUACUCCAUCCCCGAGGACGGCCGCGUGUCUGAAAGCACAGUCAGUCUGAUCCGUAAGCUGCUGGUGCUUGAUCCCCAGCAGAGACUGACGGCCGCGGAGGUCCUGGAGUCUCUCAGUGGCAUUAUCGCUUCAUGGCAAUCUGUGUCCUCCCUUAGUGGACCUUUACAAGUCGUCCCAGACAUUGACGAUCAGCUCAACCAGCCUGAGCAUCUGCAGGAGGUGAAAGUGACGGAGGAGUCUUCGCAGUACGAGUUUGAAAACUACAUGCGACAGCAGCUGCUGCUGGCCGAGGAGAAGAACACUAUCCACGAGUCGAAAAGUUUUGUGAGCAAGAGGCAAUUGAGCAGCGUGCCGCCGGUGAGACGGCUGGGUCACGACGCCCAGCCCGUCAGCCCCCUGGAUGCCGCGAUUCUGGCCCAACGCUUCCUCCGAAAGUGACUGCACAGCCUUCAGGCCCGGCCAGAGAGUUGGCGCACGGGUGAGCAGGGUACACACAGGGCUGGCGUCCCGCCUAUUAAAAAAAAAGACAACAAACAAACCAACAAACACAGAAAAAAAGACUCAUCGCAGAGGCGUGGUCAUUUAACGCAUCUGUGUGUAUCCUGAACAUCCUGAGUGAGAAAGUCGUGGGAAGCACAUUAUGAGGCUCUGAUACAAUCCAGCCACUCCAUCUCUCUCUCUCGCUCUCUCUCUCAC